Messenger RNA from Lytechinus pictus (painted urchin), 4753 nucleotides. Its product is annotated as dual specificity protein phosphatase 3-like. Gene Ontology annotation, molecular function: MAP kinase phosphatase activity; protein tyrosine/serine/threonine phosphatase activity. Lineage: Eukaryota; Metazoa; Echinodermata; Echinoidea; Temnopleuroida; Toxopneustidae. Gene Ontology annotation, biological process: negative regulation of MAPK cascade; protein dephosphorylation. Gene Ontology annotation, cellular component: cytoplasm. The transcript is spliced from 5 exons. The record is from RefSeq and is a predicted model, not a curated record. The coding region runs from base 207 to 755 and encodes 182 amino acids.
GCAGACAGAGCCCUCUACGUUCAUUGGGUCAGGAAUAUCAACAUUGCGCAAUAUUGUGAGACUAAAGGCAGCGGCCGUCAGAAUUUUCUGCCAAAAAAGUCAAAGCCAAAGGCUAAGAUUUGGCGUUUUGACGGUGUUUUAUCGGACAUGCUGGAAGGACCUGUUUGCAGGGAGACAAUUCUUAUUUCAGUCAUCAUCCUCUCACUAUGGCAACCAAGAGCGCUUCCUGUACUCCGGAAGAACUGGAGUCUCUGUGCAGGGCUGGUGUGGGAUUCCUGUACGAACCAAGCUGUGACGUUAAUGAAGUUUAUGAUCGUGUGUUUGUUGGUGGAGAAGAAAUAGCCAGGGAUCUGAACAAGCUUGCAGACCUAGGUAUUACUCAUGUGUUGAACUGUGCUGAAGGCCCGGCGAGGAUGUUUCGGGUUGAUACAAAUCAAGCAUAUUAUGUUGAUGCAAACAUCAAAUACUGUGGUCUUCCCGUCUCUGAUGAGCCCAGGGCUAACCUAAAACAGCACUUUGGUACAGCCGUUCAGUUCAUUGAUGAAGUACUUGCACAACAAGAGGCCAAGGUGUUGAUUCACUGCGUUGUGGGAUUCAGUCGGUCGGCGACGGUGGCCAUCGCAUACCUUAUGAUCAGACGUGGAAUGACCGCUCAGGAAGCAACGUGGGCAGUCAGGAAAAAACGGGAGAUUGGACCCAACGAUGGUUUCUUAGUACAACUAUGUGAACUAAAUGCAGAAUUACUUCCAAACUAAACAAGGAUAGUGCUAUAUAGGAAUAGUAUAUUGACUUGAGGUUGGUGUUUCGCAAAGCUGUUCGUAAGUUACGAGCGAUUUUACAAACGACUGGUAAGCCAAGCUUGUAGUAAAGCUUUGAGCACAGGAACAGGAGCCCCUGGGGCCUGUUGCAGAAAGAGUUGCAAUCAAUCGCAACUCUAAAAAUCAUCGCAACUUGACUUUCAACCAAUCAAAAGCGCACAUUUGGGACUUGCGAUUGAACUUUUGGCUUGCGUUUAAACACAAAUCUUUCUGCAACGGGCCCCAGGGAGACUAGCUUAGCCGGGGUAAUAUAGGAGCACCUUGAGCACCGAACAAGGUGGAUAUGUGCGCUAUAUAAAUCCUAUAUGAUUAUUCUUUUUAAUAUUAAAGCGCCACAUUCUCAUUGAUGUUGAUUUGGGGUCUAAGAAAGUAUCACCAGUCGUUCGUAAAGCUGCUCGUAACUUAAUAACAGCUUUAUGAAACACCUAACCGGCGGGUGUUUCGUGCAGCUGUUUGUAAGUUAUGAAUGACUUUACAUACCUAUGGGCCCUGUGACGUAAUACUUGGCCAUUGAAUUUUAGGCUCAAUUUUAAGUUUGAUCAUGUAAAAUAAUCAAUGCAGUCAAUCGUAGACAUCAGGCGGGUGUUUCAUAAAGCUGUUCGUAAGUAAUGAACGACUGGUGAUCCUCUCUUUUGGUAAACGGUAUACACCAUUGGCGAUGGUUUAGUGUGUAAGAAAGGUUCACCAGUCAUUCUUAAAGCUGCUCUUAACUAACGAACAGCUUUAUGUGAUAGGGUGCUGGUGACUCUUGCGGUACGUGAUGUGUCUCUAUGCAGAUAGCUUUGUUCAUGUCGUUUGUAAAGUCAUGCACGAUUUUACAUACAGGUUUAUGAAACACGCACCAGGGGCUUGUUUCGUAAAGGACUUACAACUGUUGUAACUUUGCCAUUAUGGCAACUACCAUGGUAACAGGGCUCAGCAGCCAAUCAGAAUCAAGGUUUCCAUGGUAGAUGCCAUAAUGGCAAAGUUACAACUCCUUUAUGAAACACGCACCAGUGUCGUCUAUUGAAAGAGUUGGGUAAACUUGUAUUUGAUUGGCUAAGAGGCACCAUUACUGCUGUAAUUCGGUGGAUUCACAAUGCGGUGGGCCAUCUAUCGAUUGCAACAAACAGGGCCAAAGUUCGGGUGUCGACAUCGUGCAUAGGUAGCAUACGGUGCUAUUGUAUUGUGACUGUGAAGCUUCAAACACGAAAAAGAUUUGGCAAAAUUAGAGGAAGAAUUCACCGAAAACGGUCUAAACUUGGUAAACAAAUCUGUGGCAAAUUUAUCUCCCUCCUGGACACUGCUAAACAGCAUAUACAAGCCAGUUCAGAUGUGUCGGCCAUCGCAGCAUGAUGGCAUGCAUGCACUAGCAUGCAACAGAUGAUGAUAAUUCCCAUGAGGCAUUGCGAAUUUCGGCCUAUCAACCGAUAGAUGGUGAAUCCACCAAAUUAUCGGAUUGAACAGACUUAGUCGGAUCAAACGUCCUUUCAGAAAAAUGCUGCCCAGUUGUUCAUGAAACACUUUUCAGGCAAUGGGCUCAGUGGGUUGACAAAACUUGGAUUGGCAAGACUCUCUCAAUAUACGACAUUGAUUAGCAUUAUUGAAAAUGAAUAGCGCCAUCUUGUGGUGAAAUUUAGAAAAAAUGUGCUAGCAGGGGGACCACAAGUGUCUACUACAUCUAUAGGCUGCUUUAAUUAAGUAUGGACGUUCUUGGCCCCGUACCACAAAUCUUAGAAAUUAAUCAAAAGGCUGAUGUAUGGUCGAUUGCAUUUAUCAUUAUGUAUACUUAAUAGUAGAGAUCAGCUUUAAGAUUAAUCGCUUAGGUUUGUGUUGUUAAGCCAAUGAAUGCAUGAAGGUACAUUGUAAUCUCUUCAGGAGAGAAAGAUCAAUUUCCCAUAUUCACCAGAAGGUGGCGCUAUUCAUCAGUAUAAUUACAUCCUUUGAAACAAACAAGUAAUAUUAUAUUAUAUGGUACUUUACAUGUAACCUUUUACAGAUUUCAAGUCAGUGACUGCAAAUAAUGAUGGGAAACUGUAUCAGCUUAGAAUGGUCAGCUUUAAAGCAUUUUAAUAGGAAUCAGCAGCAGCUAACAAAAUCUUUUAUACUCUCUGUUUGUGUGUGAGUGACAUGUAAUCAACAUAAUUUUAGUAAUCUGAUGAUUUUUUUUUUAUGCAUCCUUUUUUGUUUGUACACUUUGAUAUGCAUGUUAUGCAUUGUACAGUCGACAGGGCCCUGGGAACGAUUUUUCACUGGGGGUGCUGAUGUAAAUUUGAAAAGCAUAAAAAUUCAAAAAAAAGUUUUUCACUUACAAAUAAAGGUCAUAUUGGGACCAAUGAAUUUGAAAAGCAUAAAAAAGGGGUUUCAUUCCCGGGGGGGGGGGGGCCACUUACAUUGACGAGUGGAUACCAUGCACGACCAAAAAAACAUGUAAAAAGGAUGUCUUUUUCAAGAUAGGGCACGUUGCGUACGUAACGUGAUAAGGGUGUCAAAAACACAAAAAUAUUGAAAAAAGGGUAUCUAUUUCGCUCUGAAAAAUAUACGUGUUUAGGGUCAAAUAUGCGGGGAUGAUAAAACAAAAUCAAAAUGUUUUAUAAAGAAUGUCCUUUUUGCCCCAACACUACGUGUUUAGAGUCCGAUUUGCACGAGGUGUGAAAGGUGGGGCCGUACUAAACCAAAAUAAUGGUGUGUAAAGGUAAAACCGACGAUCGACAGACCCGUGACAUAACAAUAAAAUAUCGUUGUACUUGUUUACGGGUUCAUUUCAAGAAAUACUUGCCAAGAGCAUCGUUUUGUUUCUAAUACUUGCUACGGGGUGCAUUUUCAGAAUAUGGAAAAUACAUCGCUGUACUUGUUCAGGGGCUCAAUUCUGGGAAUACUUGCCAAUAGUAUUUGUUUCCAAUACUUGUUAAGGGUAGGGUUUCACACGCCAAUACUUGUUAAGGGGUGCAUUUUCAGAAUAUGGAAAAUACGUGUUUAGGGUGCUUUUCAAGACCCCGUGGUCGCGCAUGGUAUCCACUCGUCAAUGGAAGUGGCCCCCGGGGGUUCAUUACAAAAUGAAGGUCAUUUUCGUUACAUGUUUCCAUUUUACACAUCUCCCGGAAUAACUGGGGGUGCUGCCUAUGGAGAAUGAUACACGCAGCACCCUCAAGGAAAUCUUUUGGGGGUGCGUCACCCCUGCUUCCCAGGGCCAUGACAUUUGACCUGCAUGGAUUUAUGCUAAAAAUGUAGCAUUGAACAUCAGACAAUGUAGUCAAAAUUGCAGCAUUGUUUUUUUUUAUUCAUAUAUUUUUCUUGCAUUGUUAAACAUGAAGAGCUGGUUAUCAAUUCUACGCCAUUUUGAGGUCCAGCUAUUAUAUUACCUUUGUUUGACUAUAGGUAGCCUACACUGCAUUCUGCGUCAUGUAAGUCAUGUAAAAAAAAAAAUACUAGCAGAGGGCUCAGGACGAUUUUACCUCGGAAAUAGCUCAAAGAGCCCUGAAAAAUACUCCAAUAUCACUGAUUUUAUGCAGUAGGCAGCCCCAAAAAAUGUAAGAAAAAUUGCCUGGUUUCAAAGUAUUUUAAUAGGUUACUUAGGUGUAACUAUAUAUUAAAAGCUGCUGGGUUGAAGAAGUAGAAUAUUUUUUUCUCCCUGUCUCUCAACCAUGCCUAAAUAGACCUGACAAUCAGAAUUGUAGCUAGGGAAUGCCCUUUUUUAAACCACAGAUUGUAGUUGUAUUUUUAAGUUUGGUCCGAGUUGAAAAGAUCUUCAGGGUCCUGUAACAGAAAGGUUUGCAAUUAAUUGUGCGCUUGAUUCUAACAAUUGAUUGUACAUUGUAGUCAAUGGAAUCAAUCGUAGAGAAAUGUUCUAUGAUCAUUGCUAAGCUUUGUGUUACGGGCCCCUUGUGUUACAAGUUGUUUUUUUAUGCUUUUUUGUUGUCUUUCAUGUGCAAAUAUAGAUUUUUAUUACCUCAAAA